Molecule: messenger RNA, 951 nt
Organism: Biomphalaria glabrata
Lineage: Eukaryota; Metazoa; Mollusca; Gastropoda; Planorbidae
Exons: 6
Coding region: 235-930 (231 amino acids)
Cellular component (GO): membrane
Source: RefSeq, a predicted model, not a curated record
ACUACGUUUUUUAAAGUAUAAAAUUGGUGUUAUAUUUCUUGCAUAUUGUUUAAAAAAGUUGACAAGUAUUACACUUUCUAACCUCUAGGGAUAUCUGAACAAAGAAAUACUGACUUUGGGUAUUUAGUGAAAUGGCAGAAAUCAAGUGAAGGCUAAAAUGUAGACUAGAAUCCCGCUGCUACCUGUAUAUAGUGGACUAAGCUGCAAAGAAACAUAGAUUCGAGAAGAUACUUGAUGAUGAAUAACGAGUAUCUUGAUGAAAAGACCUAUCGGUCAGCUGAUGAAAAACAAAGUCUUUUGAGUGAUGAAGGUCUUCCUGUAGGUCAAAGUUCAACUAUUGACAGCAAGACGAAUUACUUGGCAGUCAAUGAGAUCCAAGAGCUGACAGCUUCAGAAGUAAACACACCAACACAGCAUGCAUUUCUACUGGGCUUACACUUCGGUCUAACUAAGUCUGGAAACAUCUGGACGUUCCCAGACAAGCAAAACACUUGGGAAUCAAUCCCAAACCCACUGGUCAACCAGGCGAGAGCUGCGAAAUUCUGUGGUGACGAGGAACGAAAGGAUAAGACUGUAAACGGCUGGCAGCUGCAAUCUUAUAAGGCCGGUGCUGAUUGGCCAGGUGGGACUUUCAGACCCCCCACUAGAAAGGAAUACACAGGCGAGACAAUUAUUCCAAAUUAUCAGACUUUGAGUAUUAUAGUUGCCGUUGUUUUAUUUAGUCCUAUAGCAGCCAUUGCUUUAUCCUUUGCGAUGAAGGCUAACGCUUUCAAAAAAGCCAGUGAGUACAAGAAGGCUUUCAGAGCAGCCAAACGAUCUUUGUAUCUUAACCUUAUAGCGAUCGCUGUGGGUAUCCUCUGUUACUCCACGUUGGCUGUCUUCGUAUGGUACAACAUUCACCAUGCAGAAAGAAAUCGCGUAGUUCAUUAAUAAACAACUUAUUCAAAUAUA